Messenger RNA from Penicillium psychrosexuale, 1740 nucleotides. Its product is annotated as putative C6 transcription factor RosA-like. The record is from RefSeq and is a predicted model, not a curated record. NCBI's taxonomy places the organism in Eukaryota, Fungi, Ascomycota, Eurotiomycetes, Eurotiales, Aspergillaceae. Gene Ontology annotation, molecular function: zinc ion binding; DNA-binding transcription factor activity, RNA polymerase II-specific. The transcript is spliced from 4 exons. The coding region runs from base 1 to 1740 and encodes 579 amino acids. Gene Ontology annotation, biological process: regulation of transcription by RNA polymerase II.
AUGGUCGGUCCAGGUGGCGGUCCACCGCGCAAGAGCCACACCAAGUCCCGUAACGGCUGCAAAACGUGCAAGAGAAGACACAUCCGAUGCGACGAGACCUUUCCGCAAUGCCGCAAUUGCACAAAGCACAACUGCCGCUGCGACUACCAGGAUACGGUUGCCUCGCAAGCUGGUAGUCCCCCCGCCCCGGGUCGGGGUCCUGACCUCCUCAUGUCGCCAGAGAUCGAAACGCAAAUAGACAAUUGGCAUCGCACUGGCGUGCCUCCGUAUCCGGAGCUCUUGCAGUGUCCACGAGCUGGGUGGUCGGGCUUGUCACGCACUGAUUUGCGCUUGAUUCACUAUAUAAUUGGGGCUUCUAUUGAUUUGCAUCGUCGAGGGCUAAGUGGGUGCACGGUGUGGGCGCAGAAGAUGCCGAAUUUCCUCGCUAUUGCGCUUGGCAGCGAGUUCGUCAUGAGCUCGAUAUUGAGCUUCUCGGCGUUUAAUCUUGCUUUUCUUACGCGAGACCAGGAGACUAGGCAGCUGGCUUUCAGUCGUAGACUCACGGCUCUUCAAGGAUUGCAGACUGCUCUAGGGUCUUUCUCGAAGGAGAACUGUGAUGCAAUUCUCGCGGCUUCGGUUCUUUUAUCCUGGCAGGCGACAGACCAUCAAAAUUGGGCAUCUUUGCAACACGGCAUCUCCAGCGUCCUGGAAUCCAUGCAUCCAUAUUGGAAGCAAGAGUCAGAUAUUGCACAGUCGAUAGAAACCCAACGAAGAAUGAGCACAGAUUUUUCAAUGCCCGGGGUCUACAAAGCCCCCGACGAAGACAUGAUACAUUUGGACCAAACUAUCCAGGCCCUACGAAUGACACAGAAACGCGUUUCCCACAACCCCGAGCACUUUGAACGCCUAGGAGACCUCAUCAAAUUCACCCAGAAAUUCCGCACUGACUUCCCUAACCAAACAACCGCACAAGCAUUCGAAAGCGUCCAACCCAUCCGCCGCUGGUUCUUCUGGCUCCCAGCAUCCAUGCUCGGACGCGGCGAAUCAGACAUCAGCGCCCUCCCAAUCCUCGCCCAAUUCUUCGCCGUCGGCAUCUCUCUCGACGGCCUCUUCCCAGAGAUGGGCGGCGCAUACCUAGGCGCCUUACUCAUCGGUCCCAUAGAAGAGAUCUACCGCAUAAUAGCCACCCACCACGCCGCAGACCCCUUCAACCCCGAUUUGCGUCUACCCCUAGAACUCAUGGAUCUGCCCCGCGGAAUCGUCGCCCGCCAUCGCAGCCGCUGCAACCUCCCCUGGUCCCCCCGCUCAUCCGUCGACCAUUACUCUCCGGGCCCACCCAGCCCUUUUCACCAUAAUCUGCACGAGUACUCGCUCGUCGCCUCCUCCUCACCUGCUUCCGCCUCGACUUCUUACGCCGCGUAUACCCCACCUUUGCAUUCCCCUCCUGCCGUCACUAUUGCCAAUUCUUCCUUUCCCGUCCAAGACGCCUAUGCCUCUGCAACCCCACAUUCUCUCUACCCGCCCUCCCCACAGCUCAUCGAUAGCCAGGACCCCAACCUCGGUGUCUCGGAUAUGGGUCAUAGCCACGCCCAUCAUCCUUCCAUCCCUCAUCCAGCGGCUUACACCCCGCCGUAUGGCGACGGGCUGUGCGCCAGCUUGCCGCGCACAGAUAGCACACUCGGUCUCAAUAUGGAGGUCUAUCCACAGCCACACCCGUUUGAAAUGCCGGGCUUGGCUGCGCCCACUUCACUUUGGACCUGA